Messenger RNA from Ixodes scapularis (black-legged tick), 588 nucleotides. RefSeq lists its product as uncharacterized. Bases 1 to 588 code for a protein of 195 amino acids. The record is from RefSeq and is a predicted model, not a curated record. NCBI's taxonomy places the organism in Eukaryota, Metazoa, Arthropoda, Arachnida, Ixodida, Ixodidae. The transcript has 2 exons.
AUGGCAGAAAAACAACCUUCAACCGUAAAGGAAGUGGUGAAGAUCCUAGCCGAGGAUGCUCUAAAAGUUGAAAACCAGCGGCUUGCUGACGAGCUUCGUACGGUAAAAAAGGAGCUUCUUGACCUCCAACAAUACAGUCGAACAAAUAAUUUGGAAAUCAAGGGACUCCCACAGAACCCAAACGAAGACCUUGAGACUCUCGUCGCUAAGCUCGCUGGUUGUGCAGGAGUUCAGGCGUGCCCCGCUGACAUUGAUGUUGUGCAUCGUGUACCUUCGAAAACCAUGGUGGGGGUACAAAAUAUGAUUGUAAAGUUUGUGCGACGUAGUGUCAGAGAUGAAGUCUUGUCAAAGACAAAAAAACGAAGGCUUACGAGCGCUCACCUUGGUUUUGAGACCUCUGUGCCAGUUUAUAUAAACGAACAUUUAUGUCUCGAAAACAAAGUCUUGUUGAGCAAAGCGAUCCGCUGCAAAAAGGAAAAGGGAUGGAAGUUUGCCUGGGUGUCCCAGAGCAGAAUUUUCAUGCGAAAAAAUGAGACUAGCGGCGUCAUUUUGAUAACCAGUGAAGACGACCUUUCCAAGAUUGCGUAG